Molecule: messenger RNA, 510 nt
Organism: Colletotrichum siamense
Lineage: Eukaryota; Fungi; Ascomycota; Sordariomycetes; Glomerellales; Glomerellaceae
Exons: 3
Coding region: 1-510 (169 amino acids)
Source: RefSeq, a predicted model, not a curated record
AUGGAUCGAUCCAACAAAAGUCCCCCCCCCCUUCCCGUGAAUCCCUCGUGGGCACAGGCGGAUUACUACACAGAGAGCAAGACCUGGUGCGGACCAGCCCAGACCUCGCCAGGCGAGAAGGCCAGACCCGACACGGGACCGGGGGUUGGCAGUCUCUCUCUUUCUGUCUCUGCCGCGCUCUCGAUCCUACACAGACACAGAGUAGAGUCCGCGACUGUUUCUCUUUGUCUCUCGACGGGGGAAGACGGUACGUAUCGGGAGACUGGAUCCAUCACUCUCAUCAUCAUCAUCCACCACCACCUGUUCUGCAUUCUCUUCACAUUCACACUCAAACCGUCCCCAUCCGUCUCCGUCACAGGCCCCCGAUUCCCUCCUCCCACCCACCGUCGAUGCUGCACUGGACUCGCCUCGAAAACCCGGCCGACGGGCGCGGGUGCGCUGGUGGGCGCCGCUAUUGCCGUUGGUCUUUCGAUAGGUAGUCUCCCGCCAUCGGCACCCACCUCAUCAUAA